AUGAGUUUGACUAAUCACAACAAUACUGAUAUCAUCCAACUCCCCUCUUCUCUCAAGGACCUCAGCCUAUUGGCCAUCCCUUUCUGCAGGAAGAUGGCUCAAGAGAUUUCUGUUGAAGAAACAGAGAUGCAUGGCCAUAUUGUUCCUCAAGUUGCUGGGGAAGAAGACAUAAUAUCGCAUAUGGGGAUUGAUGUUGGAGCCAUGACAACAGUUGAUUGUCCAGAUGAUGUUGUUUCUUCUGUGUUGGAUCCUUCAGGAUCUGGAACAUCAGCAAUUGCUCAUGAAUAUCCUUAUCUCCCUGGGAUAACACUUCAUCAGACAAAUGGACAUGGAAAGAAUUCAUUUUGGGAUUUCUUGGAAGACCACCGCUAUGCAAAGCAGCCUCCUCCCUCUCCUCCUCUCUUCAUGAAAGAGUACUUGAAACGAGAGAUGAGAGAAAAUCGAAUGCGCAUAGAGGAGGCAGAAGCUGCUGCAGCUGCUGCUGCAUCUGCAUCAUCAUCAAUGCUUAAUGCAAGGAAACCAGUGCCCAUAUCAGAGAAAGAACGGACUGCCACCCAUCUAGUAGAGAAAAAAGAGAAGCUCGCCAAGAAACAACAGCCAUCUUCAUCCUCAGCAUCAGGUUCUACUGCCAAAAAGAAAGGGAGGAGCACAAAUACAGGAGAUAAGAGGAUUGCUUCCCCAAUGCAUGAACCACGAGCAUCUUCAUCCGAGUCUAGUGAUCUGAUUAGUGGAACCCUGACAUCAGCAUCACCACCCCUUCUACAACCACCACCAACAAAGAAAGAAGCAAGAAAACCUGGAAAGGGUUUUUUGAAGGUCAAGAUGGCUUUUGGAAACUCUGGUGGAAAAGGAGGUGCAAGUAGCAGUGGGAAUAAGAAACUGGGGAAGAAGGUUGCUUCUGGGAAGAAGUUGAAUAACAAAGGUACAAAGUCACCCUCUGCUAGUACUUCUGGAGUCAGAUCCAAAGCUGGUACUGGGAGAAAUGGCUUUGGUGAUACAGCUGAUGAUCAAGGCUUCAUCUUCUAUGGGAUUGGGAAGCGAAAGGUCCGCAGGAGAGACCGAUCAGGAGAUAAUAUGAAGAGAGGUGAACAUCUGAGUGAUGGAGAUGUGAAGAAAGAGACUGGAGAGGAUGUGAAAGACAAGAAGGAAGAAGGAAGAGAAAAGGAAGAUAUAGAAGGGAACAAGAAGGAAGACAAAAAAGAGGUGGAGAGUAGAGCAAAGAAAGAAGGCAGCCCAAAAAGAAUGAGCCAUAGACGACUUGAGAAGGGAAAGGAGAAUCAUGUUGAAGAGGAGGAGGAGACAAAACCUCAAACUCAGGUGAUAAUGAAGAAAAAAAAGGAAACAGUAGGAGGAAAACUAGAUUCCCUGGCCAACAGUGUGAGUGAGCCCAAAAAGAAGGGAAUGGGAGGAAAAAGCAAGACUUCUCAGGGUGAAGAUAAAUACUUCAACAAAAGCUUUGGCCUGAUCUCCCCAGAGAAUAUAGUUGCCACCAAGAGGCGAGGGAGUGUGGACAAUGCAGUUGAGCCUGCAAAGACGCUGCCUGUGCCGAUCCCAAAGAAGCCCAGGUUAAGACUUCAAAAGCGCUUCACCUUCAAGGAGAUCAAAAUCACAAGUCCAAGACAGAGACAACAUCCUUCCAGUCCAAAGAUAGAGAGGAACAGACAUCUUCAAUUGAGAGGAGCUGUCCUUGUUGAAAAUCAGGAAGUAUCUCAUCUGGUCCAAGUCCUUGCCAGCUCACUUCUUAUUGUCUUUGUAGGGCAACUGAAUAGUUCUGCCUGGAAAAAUCAUGAGUCUCAAAGACACCAAACUCUUCUAAUCCUGAGGAAACCAGAAGAUGCAGUGACUCGAAACAGCUUUGAGGAUAGUGUCUCCCGUAUAUAUAUAUACCGAGACAAAUAUUUUGAGCGACAUCCUUUGGAGGAAGCACACCUGAAGGAGGAACGACUCUCAGAAGAACUCCAGAAAGUCAUUGCUUCACUUGAUUGCAAUCAGGAAAAAUGUGAGGAUGAGAGCAAGGCAUUCUAUCAGUAUCUGUAUGGAAGAGCCUUGAAUGUGAAAGCUGAUUUCAAUGCAGAAGCAGAGGAACGUCUUGCUAGAGCCAUCAAGCUUGAUCCGAAACUUGCUCCAGCUUGGAAUGAAUUAGGAGAAGUCUUGUGCAAGAAAAAGGAUUUUCUGGCAGCUAAAGCCUCCUUUGAUAGUGCCCUGAAACAUCUCAAGAAUAAUAUGGCUAUGAUGGAGUUCUUGAACUUUCAGUGGAAGAACAAAAUAUCCCUUCGAAACCUAUCCAUGAUGUGGAGGCAUCAGGCAUCAUGCAGCAGUACCCAAGAAGAAAAGAUGAAAAGCAUAGAAGAAGGUCUGAUGAGAGCCAAAGAAGCAGUGGAAUUGGAUGUGGAAGAUGGAAUCUCAUGGAUGAUACUUGGGAAUGCAUACCUCUCAUCCUUCUUUGCUAUCUCUCCUGAUCCUGAUAAUCUGCGAAAGGCAAUGAUGGCUUACCUGAAGGCAGAAAGGGAUACUGUGGCCAAAUACACCCCUGAUCUGCAUUAUAACAAAGGCAUGGCACUGAAAUAUGAAGAAGAUUAUCAGCGGUCCCUGGAGUGCUUGAAGAUGGCAUUCACAUUAGACACAACAUUUUUGGAAGCUCAGGAAAAAAUUAGAUCUAUUCUGGAAUAUUUGAAAAAAAUUCAAGAUCUCACUGAAAACAGAGGGAGGCUGAAGAGCAAGAGGCUUUUGCAGAUGAUCAAAAUGCUUUCUGAGAAGGAUUUGGGUCCAUAUGGAGGUGGAAGUUUUUCAAGUGCUAGUGGGAAGAUGAGUGUGAAGCUCACACCAUGUUCCAUUGAGGACCUACUUCGUGGACCAAAUCCAGAGAAGGUGAUUUUUGGCAAGGUUGUUGCCAGUGACAACACACAAAAUUAUGUGCCCUUCACCUUCUGUCUAGUGGAUCGUGAUUCCACUUGCAUCAGUGUCACUGUGUACAAUUUGGCACAAGGGAAAGGAGUGAUAAUUGGCGAUUCUGUGGCAGUUCCAGAACCAUUUGUGGAAGUCAUUCAUGUCACAUGGGAUUCAGAACAGGAGGUUCUUGGUCAGGUUGGUCUAGGCUUCCUUUCUCUUGCGAAGGCUGGUGUUGUAAGCCCGAAUGACUUCCGACUGCGACACGACUCCAUGCUCUUCUUUUCUUCACAAGAGGUUGCGAACGAAAUUGAAGACGCACGGGAUUCGAGGCAGGAUGAGAAACUGGAUAAGUUACUGGCUGUUGGAAAGAGAUAUAAGAACUUCAGAAGGACAUUCCCAGGAUCCCCUUUCUGGAUCUCACUUUCCCGAACAGCUUCCGCCAAGGACUUCCAAACUGUGUUCUUGAUCCUAUGGGACAUUUAUGCUGUAGUCAAGCACAAGAGUGACGAAUUGAGGUUCACACUGAGAAAUUGCAGGAGAAUGAACUUUGAAUAUGAGCCUCACUUAGGAUGGCUGCCAACAGCAGUCACCCCAGCCAACAUCUCUGCUGCAGAGAAGCUAAUCCAGAGAAGACAAGCUGCUGACAGGCGUAUCAACAUGAUGGAAGUGGAGGUGUUGCGGGGGAUUCAUUGGCAGAUCAUCCGUUGGAAGGAUAUCUGUAUCGGUGAUAUCAUUCGAGCCCGAAACAAUCAGUUUUUUCCAGCUGAUCUUGUCUUACUUUCUUCCAGUGAGCCACAAGGUAUGGCAUAUGUGGAAACUGCCAACUUGGAUGGAGAGACAAAUCUGAAGAUACGUCAGGCCCUAAAUCAAACAUCUGGACUCAUGGAGUCCAAUGAAUUCAGUAAUUUUGUUGCAACCAUAGAGUGUGAGCCUCCAAAUCGUCAUCUGUAUGAAUUUGUUGGAAAUCUCAAUGAGCAGGGGAAAAAAUCAGCGUCUUUAGGGCCCCAGCAAAUCCUCCUGCGAGGUUCAAAGCUUCGUAACACCAACUGGGUCCAUGGGGUGGUGAUUUACACUGGGCAUGAGACGAAGCUCAUGAAGAAUUCUUCAUCUCCACCAUUGAAACGCUCCACUGUUGACAAGGCUACAAAUUGGCAGAUCCUAUGGCUUUUUGUCCUUCUCAUAGGGAUUUGUCUCAUCACAUCUGUUGCAUCUGAAGUUUGGAAUGAGAAGAAUCUUCCAACAAACUGGUACCUUGGCAUGGAUGAAUUAAGCACUGCAAAUUUUGGCUACAAUCUUCUGACAUUCAUCAUCCUUUUCAACAAUCUCAUACCCAUAUCUCUACAAGUGACCUUGGAGCUUGUUCGUAUGAUGCAGGCCAUUUUCAUUUCCAAUGACUUGGACAUGUAUUAUGAAGAAACAGACACCCCUGCUCUCGUGCGUACAUCCAAUCUGAAUGAAGAACUUGGGAUGGUCAAGUAUGUGUUAACAGACAAGACUGGGACUCUCACUCGGAAUGUCAUGAUAUUCAAAAAGAUGUCAGUAGCUGGCCUGAUGUAUUCUGCUGAUGAGGACCAAAUUAUUCAAAACCUGAAAGGAGGUCAUGAAACAUCAGCUUACAUCAAGGAGUACCUAACUUUACUCUCUGUGUGUCACACUGUCAUUCCAGAACACAAUCCAGAUACCAACAUUUUGUCUUACUAUGCUGCUUCACCAGAUGAGCAAGCACUGGUCCAAGGAGCUCGGAAGCUGGGUUAUGUCUUCAACACUCGUACACCUGAAAGCGUCAUCAUUGAUGCUGGAGGAUCAGAGGAAAAGUUUGAGGUGUUGAAUGUCUUAGAAUUCACAAGUGAGCGGAAGCGCAUGUCUGUGAUUGUAAGGACCAGUGAAGGAGAGAUCAAGCUAUACUGUAAGGGAGCUGACACAGUCAUAUAUGAACGAUUGGGGAUUGAUCAGGCCUAUAGAGAUGUCACACUUCAACACCUGGAAGGCUUUGCUACUGAAGGCCUUCGCACUCUCUGUUGUGCAGUUGCCCAUAUCACUGAGGAACAGUACCAGGAAUGGCAGCAGGUAUUUCAGAAGGCAGUGACCUCAUUGCAGUUUCGCGAUACCAAAAUAGCUGAUGCAGCAAAUAUGAUUGAGCAGAACCUCAUUUUGCUUGGAGCAACUGCCAUUGAAGACAAGCUUCAGGAUCAACAAGGUCAUUCACCUGCAAAGAUCAUCAAGGAGCUGAAACUGCUACGAUCCACUGUGUACAAAGCCAUUGCCCACUACAAGGAACUUGGUACAACUCAGGAUCGACCCAGAAGUGACCAUCCCAGUGUCUUCAAGGAUCCUGCUCUUCGAAAGCGUGUCAAACAGCUUCUUGAUCGAAACCCGGAACGGAAGUGCUGA
Molecule: messenger RNA, 5280 nt
Organism: Darwinula stevensoni
Lineage: Eukaryota; Metazoa; Arthropoda; Ostracoda; Podocopida; Darwinulidae
Source: the annotation of a GenBank genome assembly